Messenger RNA from Nicotiana tabacum (common tobacco), 1094 nucleotides. NCBI's taxonomy places the organism in Eukaryota, Viridiplantae, Streptophyta, Magnoliopsida, Solanales, Solanaceae. The record is from RefSeq and is a predicted model, not a curated record.
UAAUUCGACAGAAUAACAACAAACCUUAUUCUUCUUCUCAAAGGCUGCAGCGCUUCACACGCAAAUUCCACCAUUCCACAAUCCGCAUCUAUACUGAACACAACAAUUCGCACAUUCUUUCAUUUCACUGAGUUGACUCGUCAGCCAUGUCCGAGUCCGACCAGCAGCGAACUCAGAAGGACGAUCCGUUCCUCCUCAAUUACAAUCCCGAAGAACUCCGAAUCGCAUCAGAGUUUCUGUCCAAUUGGCUUCCCUUUCUCUCCCGUGACCUCUGCCACUCCUGCACCAACACCCUCUCCGAUCGCAUCCGAUCCCUCAAUUUUAAAGUUGGUGGUGAUGCAGAAUGCUUGAAGCAACCAAAGAAUAUCAGUGUUUUGACUCCGGAACGUUGUGACUCGGAUGGAUGCAAUGGGAGUCAAGAGAAUUGUGACAACAAUUCACUUGGAAGUUGGAAUGAUUGUGGCGACUUGAAUGAUAAUGCAGAUACAAACUCAUUGGGGAGUUGGAAAGACGGGGCUGGUGGGGGGGAGCCAUUUGAGGAGCCUUCCGUGGACAGGCAUUCAUCUGACAGUUGUAUAGAUGGUGCAGAUUCCGUUUCUCGGCCUGUUGGAGAGGCAACUACAAGUGAAGCAUUCAGCUCAUCCUUACCUGUGACUACCCCGAAAAUGAAGAUGUCAUGGGCAGAUAUGGCUCAGGAGGAUGAGCUUCAAGCAGAGGAAGUGAGUGAGUCAAUUGCCUUGAGUAGUCAGGUGAAUGGUGUGUCUGAAGAGGAAAUUACUACUCCGGAGAGUAAGCCAAAAACAGAAUUGUCAAGGGAACAACGAGAGUACAUUAGAUUCUGCAAUGUGAAGAGGAAAAAGGAUUUCAUAUGUUUGGAGAGGGUGAAUGGGAAAUUCGUGAACAUACUUGAUGGAUUGGAGCUGCAUAAGGGUGUCUUUAGCGCUGCUGAGCAAAUUAGAAUAGUUAAAUAUGUAGAGAAGCUUGAUCAGAUGGGGAAGAAUGGUGAAUUGAAAGAGAGGACUUAUACUGCGCCAGCAAAGUGGAUGAGGGGCAAAGGACGUGUGACAAUCCAAUUUGGUUGUUGUUACAACUAU